Molecule: messenger RNA, 2906 nt
Organism: Meriones unguiculatus (Mongolian gerbil)
Lineage: Eukaryota; Metazoa; Chordata; Mammalia; Rodentia; Muridae
Gene: Tars3
Product: threonyl-tRNA synthetase 3
Exons: 19
Coding region: 79-2463 (794 amino acids)
Biological process (GO): threonyl-tRNA aminoacylation
Cellular component (GO): cytoplasm
Molecular function (GO): ATP binding; threonine-tRNA ligase activity
Source: RefSeq, a predicted model, not a curated record
GCCCUUCAGCUCCGCUCCGCCCCGUCUCCUUGUCACUCUGGUUGGGCCGGCUGUGGCAAGUGGCUUCGGGAGGCUGCCAUGGCGGCGCAAGCCCUGGCGCUUCAGGCCGUGGCCUCGCGCCUGCAGCGGCAGGAGGAGGACAUCCGCUGGCUGUGCGCGGAGGUGCAGCGCCUGAGGGACGAGCAGCUGUGCGGGCCGGAGCGGGGCCAAGCUGAGGGCCCCCGGCUGACACGCGAGGUGGCACAGCUCCGGGCGGAGAACCGCGAGCUGCACCAGCGCUUGUCUGGCCUGCGACUGCGCCUGGCAGAGCAGCGCGGGCGCGGGGCUCGGCAAGCGACAGCGCAGGAGUUUAUCUUCCAGCCUCCUACUCAAAACCAAGAAAAGGACACCAAGAAAAAGAGACUGAAGGAGAAUGAGCCUGCCAGGGAGGUGGAACAGCCGGGUUUUAUAAAAGAGAGAUUGAAGCUUUUCGAAACACUGAAGGCAGAUCAUCAACUCUUGCCCGAUACAAAGGAAAACAAGAACAAGAGCAGCGUGAUUACAGUGAGGGUGGCUGGUGGGAAGACAGUGCAAGGAGAAGCCUGGAGAACAACUCCUUAUCAAGUGGCAGCUGACAUUAGUAAAGAACUGGCUGAAAAUACAGUAAUUGCCAAAGUGAAUGGUGUGUUAUGGGACUUGGACCGUCCAUUAGAAGGCAAUUCCACUGUUGAGCUGCUGAUGUUUGACAAUGAGGAAGCUCAGGCUGUGUACUGGCACUCCAGUGCUCACAUCCUGGGAGAGGCCAUGGAGCUCUACUAUGGAGGCCACCUGUGCUACGGCCCACCCAUCGAAAAUGGAUUUUACUAUGACAUGUUCAUUGAAGACCGAGUGGUGUCCAGCACUGAGUUGUCCGCCCUGGAGAACAUAUGUAAUACUAUCAUCAAAGAAAAGCAACCGUUUGAAAGACUGGAAGCCAGUAAGGACGCCCUCCUGGAAAUGUUUAAGUACAAUAAAUUUAAGUGCCGGAUUCUGAAGGAGAAAGUUGAUACCCUGACGACCACUGUUUACAGGUGUGGUCCAUUAAUUGACCUUUGUAAAGGCCCCCAUGUAAGACACACUGGAAAAAUUAAAGCCAUAAAAAUUUUCAAGAAUUCCUCAACAUAUUGGGAAGGCAAUCCUGAGAUGGAAACAUUGCAGAGGAUCUAUGGGAUAUCCUUUCCUGACAGCAAAAUGAUGAAAGGCUGGGAGAAGUUCCAAGAGGAAGCCAAGAGCCGGGACCACAGGAAAAUCGGGAAGGAACAAGAACUAUUUUUUUUCCAUGAUCUCAGCCCUGGAAGCUGUUUCUUCCUCCCAAGAGGAGCCUUCAUUUACAACACCCUUGUGGAUUUCAUACGAGAGGAAUAUCACAAGCGUAACUUCCUGGAAGUGCUCUCUCCUAACGUGUACAACAGCAAACUCUGGGAAACCUCAGGCCAUUGGCAGCAUUACAGUAACAACAUGUUCACCUUUGACAUUGAGAAGGACACCUUUGCCCUCAAGCCCAUGAACUGUCCCGGGCACUGUUUAAUGUUUGCACAUCGCCCGAGAUCCUGGAGGGAAAUGCCUGUUAGAUUUGCUGAUUUUGGAGUUCUGCACAGAAAUGAACUGUCAGGAACUUUAAGCGGCUUAACCCGAGUCAGGCGCUUCCAGCAGGAUGACGCUCACAUCUUCUGCAUGGUGGAGCAGAUUGAAGAAGAAAUAAAAGGGUGCUUGAACUUUUUACAGUCUGUUUACUCAACAUUUGGCUUCUCCUUUCAAUUAAACCUGUCAACAAGGCCUGAGCAUUUCCUAGGGGAGAUUGAGAUGUGGGAUGAAGCUGAGAGGCAAUUGCAGAACAGCUUGAUGGAAUUUGGAAAACCAUGGAAAAUAAACCCAGGAGAUGGAGCAUUCUAUGGCCCUAAAAUCGAUAUAAAAAUUAAAGAUGCUAUUGGCAGAUAUCAUCAGUGUGCUACAAUUCAGCUGGACUUCCAACUGCCCAUUAGGUUUAAUCUCACAUAUGUUAGUAAGGAUGGGGAUGAUAAGAACAGGCCUGUGAUCAUUCACCGAGCCAUACUGGGAUCUGUGGAAAGGAUGAUAGCUAUUCUCUCAGAGAACUAUGGGGGAAAAUGGCCUCUCUGGUUGUCUCCUCGCCAGGUAAUGGUCAUUCCUGUAGGUCCAACUUGUGAAAAUUAUGCACUACAGGUGUCCAAGGAGUGCUUUGAAGAAGGCUUUAUGGCCGAUGUGGACUUAGAUGACAGUUGUACACUGAAUAAGAAAAUACGGAAUGCACAGCUGGCUCAGUAUAACUUUAUUUUGGUGGUUGGUGAAAAGGAAAAGAUAAAUAAUGCAGUAAAUGUUCGCACAAGAGACAACAAAAUUCAUGGAGAAGUAUCAAUAGCUUCUGUCAUUGAAAAACUGAAGAACCUCAAAAAAUCACGUACACUGAAUGCUGAGGAGGACUUCUGAAGCCUGCUCCUUGUACUUUGAUGUAACCUUGUUUUGACUUCUGAAAACGUGUUUUUCCCAGCCACUUAAGAUGCCAGUACUUUUAAGAACCCCAGGGCCACUGAUAAGCCACUAAUGCAGUUCACCUAAGAAGGAAAAAUGAUUAUUUGAUAUAUACAAAUCUUUAAUGCAUUGUGUUUUGAGACUAAUCAGGACAUGCUGGAAAAAUUCCCAAGAGAUCAGGACCUCAGAGACCUCGGUGAAAUGCUGUGUUCCUUCAGAGAGGGAAGUAUUAGAAAUUAUGCUCUGUUCUUUCUCAAAAGAUGUGCUUCCAGCCUGGGGCUGUAGCUUUGUGCCUAAAGCAUCUGCUUUGCAUGUAUGAGGCCUGGGCUCCUACCCCAGCAGCCACGACCUCUCACCCCACAGCAACAAAAAUCCUUUCAAUAAAAGCCCAUGGUCCUUUU